UGUCUAUCACUUUCGCUUGGACAUUCAUCAACUACCAGUUUUGAGAGUAUUGGCUUCUACAGACAGCGUCAAGCUCAACUACUCAUGGCUGUAUACAUCUCUAUUACAUUGUCUGUAUCGGUGUAGAGUGGACCGUUUUACUUGAAUAAACGAGCUAUUUACUUGUUAAAUUGUUUGCUAGUAAAACUAGGGGAAAGAAUAAGUUAACUCCCAUCCUUCGUACUACCAUUAAUACAGGUGAAAGAUCGUUGUUCAUAUUUUCUUUGCUGCACUGAUUAACGUUGUAUAUCAAACUUUGGAUAUGCGUUAGACGUUAGCGUUCGUGUUAUGAGGUAUAUACUAUAAAAAAAAAGAUGAUGAACUUAUAGCCGAUAAAUUCGGAAAAGUAUUCAGAAGCUUUACUACCAUUUCUAUUACACAGAUUUUAAUUUCUGUCUGGUACUUAUAAUUUUUCUGUUUUAUAAUUCACAUUACUAGCAUCUGUGAUACUGUAAGAACAAGUUCAUUUAGUAAGACUUAUUUAAUCACUAUAUAGUGUUUAGAAUGGAACCUGGUGAUCAGUUGUGUAUACAAGGAACAGCUUAAACUUACUGCACGAGGCGAUAUUGAUUAUAUAUACAUUUAUUCUUGUGUAGAUGUUCGUUACAUUAGAUUGAUCUAAAGCCAACACUUGACAGAUUGAAACAUGACCACCAUCCGGGAUCACUUUUUGUUUUUAUCUUCCUCAACGACCACACCAGCUACACCCACUACAUCUCACAGCGUCUUCAGCCCUAAUGAGACGUCUAGCAAUGUGUCCAGUUACCCGGACCCACAGGAAUACUACAAGGACGCUCAAAUAGCAGUGCUUGUGAUUUUGUUCUGUCUCAUCGUCAUCGGUAACGUGAUUGUCCUGGCGGCUAUAGCUUUGUCCAGGGAGAGACGCCGCUCUAGGAUGAACUUCUUCAUUUUGCACCUGGCUGUGUGCGACCUAUUGACCGGCCCGAUGAUUGUGUUGGCCGAGCUCAUCUCGCGACUGACCACACGCUGGCAUGCCGGGGACGCUGUGUGUAAAAUUCACAAGUUUAGUGCGGUGGCUGUGAUGUACUCCUCUACGUACAUGCUGGUAGCUCUCAGUAUAGAUCGUCUGGAUGCUGUGGCCAGGCCUCUGCACUUCUCUGGAAAUUGGCUAAGAGCCAAGAUUCUAGUUCUAGCUGCUUGGAUAUUCUCUUGUUUAUUUGCUAUACCGGAGUUGAUUCUGUUCAAAGUUGACGAGAAUGUAGGUCCCUAUUGCAACAUAUUCCUUUCACAGAUGUGGUGGAAAGUGUAUGUUACACUGGUGGCGCUGUCUUUGUUCUUCAUCCCCGCCCUUAUCAUACUGACCUGUUACGUGGCCAUCGUCAUCCUCAUCUUCAACAGUUCCAGUCUGGUCAGUAACGUGUCGAAGAGGAGUAAAGACAGCGACACAGGCUUACUGAGAGAAAACAGUUCCCAACAAGACUCUAGAACCAGUUCUCAAAGUUCAAGGGGAGUAAUCCCGCAGGCUAAAAUUAGAACCAUCAAAAUGACGUUUAUUAUUAUACUUGUAUUCAUCGUCUGCUGGAGCCCAUAUUUCAUCAUCAACAUGUGCCAGGUUUUUCAGGUCAUACCUAAUACGCCAGUUUGGAUGAAAAUAAAUACGUUCGUCCAAAGUCUGGCUCCCCUGAACUCGGCAGCCAAUCCACUGAUCUACGGAGUCUUCAGCACUAGAAUAUGUCGCUAUAUAAGGAAACCAGUCGUGAAUAAAGUUCCCUCUUCCAUCAGAAAGUGUUGCUUUAACUCCAGCCAGGUGACGAAGAGCUCUACCCCUGAUUAUACAAGUAUCAGUGAAACGGAGGAGUUAAGACUGACAGGCGAUCUAAGGUCGACUAGCUCCACCAAUGGAAGCAUUCGCGUGCCGCUGGUGAAACAACAGCUAACAGAGUCGGACAGAGAACUCUUGUCCAUGCAUGUCAAGGGAGGCAAUAUAGCGGCAGACUCUGUAUAAUAGCCAUAGACAACGAAGAUCACGGUGACCUCCUUGGACAUAAAGGUUAAGGUUCACGAGAAACCUAAACACAAGAGGUUAAAGAUCACAGUACAACAAUCCCCCACCCCCACCUUCCCAUCUCCGGACUCAAGUUCACAUGUAUCAGGGCUGAACACCAAUAGCCGGGGGAAAAAAAGUGAAGAUUAAAACGUUCAGAAAGUGAUGACCAAGCCACGGCCCGCGGGUCGUACUCGGCCUUGCUAUCGGGCCUCUCGAAACUCCUGUCCAAAGUACAUACUGAAACGGCAGAGGUUCACUUCCGCAACUCUCUCGACGAUGUGUAGAAAUGAUGCGGAUCGUGACACGUGACAUGUCCAGGUCCCCCAGAUCUAAGAAAGGGCCACGUUCAAUGAAUGCUUUGUCUGUUGGUUAAAACAAGUGCCUGUUUGCUGGACCAGCUACAAAGGAGAUGAAUAUUUACUGUUUAUUAAAAAAAAAAAAAAAACAAGAACACCCUACAGCAGCGGUUCCCAAACUUUUUCUUUAACGAAACAUUUCACACUUCGGAAUAUUUAUUAGCGGAACACUUUGCUUUUUUUUUUUGUUUUUUUUUUUUUAGAGAGAUUAAUUCACGUGGUGGCCUACUAGUUAAUUAUUCCAGUAACUCGGAACACUAGGGUUCUGCGGAACACAGUUUGGGAAACACUGACCUACAGAAUACUAAACAGUGACGUGUGGAGGAAUACUUCUUGUUUCAAGGAACACUUUAUUCACAUGCAUGUGCUAUGUUAAACCUGACAUGAAGUGAACUAUUCCUUCUAAUUACUGCAUUGUAUUUCCGGUGUUGACAACAUUUAUGAUAAGGAGUAAUUUGUACCAAGCUUACAUCAAGUCACUCUGUCUGCCUCGUUGAUCACGUCAUUUCUCCCGCAACCAUUCUCAGAUCAACUUGGAACUUUACAAAAUUAUUUAGUGUACCUAACAGAAAAACAUAAAGCAAUUUAAAAAAAUAUUCAAUUAAUCAUUGACAAUUAUUUUUUCAUAUCGAAAAAAGGGAAACAUUCUACUUUUUUUUAGAGAUGUAGUUGCACAUGUAGGGUUCUUCCCUUUGAAUAACCUUGAUUUUCUAUUCCUACUAAUGUUCAAAUAAUAUAGUAAACUUAGCAUUCAUAUUUUGUUUGUCAAUGAAAAAAAAACACAUAACCAGUACGAGGAUCGAACCCACGACAUUCGGGUCAUUAGCACAACGCUCUGUCAGUUUAUCUUACCUCAGUAAUUGUUCAUUAAGUCGAUUGUUUAUUUGUUUUAAAAUUUUUACUUGCACCUCUUUCUCACUACCAAGUAAUACGUAUAUUCUAUAUAAUUCUAAGUGUCAUGUUAAAUUUAAUAAGUUGAAUAUAUGAAUAUAAAUUCGUGACAGCAAUUCAUCACUAGUUAUUUCUACAACGCAACGCUUCUUCUUAUCGGUAUUGAUUUUCGAUGAAAUUGUGUGAGUGUGUUUUUUUUUGCUUGUUGAUGUCCAGUGGCUGGUUAGUCAGUUCUUUGUGAAAGGCUAGGCAAGAGACUGGACCAUGUCCUCUCUGUAUGAGAUAACGCCGAGUGCACUUCACUUUUUAUUCCUUUUUUUGCAGCUACGCUCUUGCAGGAACAAAAGUGGGGGGGGGAUUGAAUUACACCCAUGUGGUUUUCAAUGUGGCUUUCUAUUAGUCUAAGCUGUACAAUGUGGUUUUCAAUCAGUUUAAACUGCGCAAUGUGGCUUUGUGUCAGUUUAAACUGCGCAGUUCGGCUUUAAAAAGUUUAAACUACGCAAUGUGGAUUUCAAUCAGUUCAAAGCAAUGUGCUUUCAAUCAGUUUAAACUGCGCAAUGUGGAUUUCAACCAGUUCAAAACAAUGUGACUUUCAAUUUGUCUAAACUGCGAAAUGUGGCUUUCAAAUCAGUCUUAUUUGCGCAAAAUGGCUUCCAAGAUGCGCUAAUUGUAAUGGAAUACUCAGUAACAGCGGCUGUUGUCAUUGUCUUGACACUUCAGCUUUAGUCACUACCUGGUCCGUUUGAUUACAACAAACUCUAUUUCAAUGCUAUUAAUUGUAUUUGUUUGUUUUCUUGAUAUCUAAAUACUUGUAUUAACAUUACUUUCUAUGUAAUGUGAUUAUGUAAUUAAUGUAAUUAUGUACACCUCACUUUGGCAUAAUUUCUUUCGCUUUGAUGAAACAAUGAUUUCACCUGGUAAUAAAG
Molecule: messenger RNA, 4220 nt
Organism: Biomphalaria glabrata
Lineage: Eukaryota; Metazoa; Mollusca; Gastropoda; Planorbidae
Product: cardioacceleratory peptide receptor-like
Exons: 11
Coding region: 686-2005 (439 amino acids)
Biological process (GO): G protein-coupled receptor signaling pathway
Cellular component (GO): membrane
Molecular function (GO): vasopressin receptor activity
Source: RefSeq, a predicted model, not a curated record